This is a messenger RNA of Girardinichthys multiradiatus, 2902 nucleotides long. RefSeq names its product bisphosphate nucleotidase 1 (gene bpnt1). The transcript has 10 exons. Gene Ontology annotation, biological process: phosphatidylinositol phosphate biosynthetic process. Lineage: Eukaryota; Metazoa; Chordata; Actinopteri; Cyprinodontiformes; Goodeidae. The record is from RefSeq and is a predicted model, not a curated record. Bases 306 to 1313 code for a protein of 335 amino acids. Gene Ontology annotation, molecular function: 3'(2'),5'-bisphosphate nucleotidase activity.
GACACCCCAAGAAGAGGAAGAAAAAGAUAGUUAAUUCACUUCCGCAUUGAAAUUCCACCUGAAAAAAUGUGUCACCGUAAGAUUUGGAAGAUGGGUAGAUAUAAUAUUUAACCAACAUUUACGUUUUCGUUACGCUUGGUUAAAGGUGUGUCCCGUAGUAGAACGUAGUUAUCAUUAAGCAGCUUCAUUGCUGGCCAACUUAAAUUAGUUGUUUAGUUAACUGUCCGUUUCCAAUCAAAGGUCUGACACAUUAAAACUGUGGCGACGGCUUAUUCUCUAUUUUCACCACGAUCAACUACUGAAAGAUGUCUGGAAAUCCUGCUGUUGUGAUGCGCCUGGUGGCGUCCGCCUAUUCAGUGGCUGAAAAGGCUGGGGCCAUAGUUAGGAAGGUGCUUCACAGUGGAGAUCUUGGCAUUGUAGAAAAGACAGGAGCUAAUGAUCUGCAGACGCUCGCGGAUCGACUUGCACAGAAAAGCAUUUGUGCUUCACUGUCUAGACGUUUCCCCAAGAUCACUAUCAUAGGAGAGGAGGAUCUUCCCAUUGAGGAGGUCCGGGAGGAUCUGAUUGAAAAUGGCCAGGCAGAGGACAUCCUUCAGAGGAGCUGUCCAGAACAAUAUAGAGCACUAAAAGAAGAAGAGCUAGUUGUUUGGGUAGAUCCCCUUGAUGGCACAAAGGAAUAUACUGAAGCCUCAAGGUGUCUCCAUCUCCAAGCUGUAGCGCAGAAACCACACAAAGGGUUGGACAAGACUCACGGCACAGCUCUCUGGCUCCUGGACAAUGUGACAGUGCUUAUUGGUAUUGCAUAUGGAGGCAGAGCAAUUGCCGGCGUCAUCAACCAGCCAUUCUACAACUACCAGCUUGGAGCAGAAGCAGAUUUAGGGAGAACAAUGUGGGGAAUGCUCGGAUUGGGCGCCUUUGGGUUCCAGCUGCAGGAAGUUCCAGCCGAUAAGCGAAUUGUCACGACCACCCGUUCCCAUAGCAACAAGACAGUAACAGACUGCGUGAAUGCCAUGGAGCCUCACGAAGUCAUAAGAGUAGGGGGUGCUGGAAACAAGAUAAUCCAGCUUAUUGAAGGGAAAGCUUCUGCUUAUGUGUUUGCCAGUCCAGGCUGCAAGAAAUGGGAUACAUGUGCUCCUGAGGCAAUCCUGCAUGCUGUUGGAGGAAAAUUGACUGACAUGUGUGGGAAUGCUUACUGCUAUAACGCAGAUGUGAAGCACAUGAACUCUGCAGGGGUUCUUGCUACACUACGCAACCAUGAUUACUACGUCAGCAGAGUGCCACAGUCUGUGCUGCAGGCUCUCAAGUCAGAUUGAGAGCCUGCAAGCCUGCAGUUUGUCAUGAUGUGCCUCUGGGGCAGAGACGUUCUUGGUCUCUGUUAAAUUGUUACGAAACUGUUUAUUACUUUUUAUUGUUGGAAAAAUCUGUUCAAACCUACUUGCAAAAGUAUCUGGAACAUAAACCUAAUGGCUGGUUGUGUCGCCCUUGGCAGCAACAACUUCAGUCACGGGUUUGCAAUAACAAGGCAAUGAGUCUUUUAUAUUGUAAAGAAAGUUUUGCCACGAAUUUUCCAUUGCAAAGCAGAAUUCAUGGUUCCAUCAAUUACACCAACUUGUCUAGGUCCUGAAAAAGCAAAGGAGUCCCUGAUCAUCACACUGCCACCACCGUGUUUGAGUGUUGUCAUGAUGUUCUUUUUUCUGAAAUGCUUUGUCAGUUUUAUGCCAGACAUAGCGGGACACACACACCUUCCAAAAAGUUCAGUUCUUUUUUUUUUUCCUUGGCUCUCCACAGAAUAUUUUUGUAGCAGUCUCUCGGAUCAUUAUGAUGAUUUUUGGUAAAUGUGAGACAGACGUUUGGGUUGAUUUUGGUCAUCAGUGAUUUCAGUGUUAGAAGGGUCCCACAGAGGCUGUUUAGCCCAGUUUCUUUCUUAGAUCAAGCCUUCAGGGCCUUAGGUGUUGUUCUGGGUUCUUUUGUGCCCUUUGAAUGGGUAGUUGAUGCGCUCCUUGAGUAAUUUUUGUUGGUUCACCACCUCUGAGAAGAUUCACCACUGUUUCAUGUUUUCUCCAUUUGUGGAUAAUUCCUCUAACUUGGUUCACUUGAAUUUCUUUGGAUCAGGGCAUGAUGUGAUGUUUUUAAGAUCUUUCAGUCUACUUCAUGAUUUCAGGUGAUUUCUUGACUUUUACAUGUCUGACUAAUCAGAUAUAGGUGUAGCUAGUGAAAUUGAAGUCAGCACCUUUUCCAACAAUGAGGUAAAUUUUCUGGUUUAGAUGGUUUAGAAAACAAACUGUCAAUUAGAACCAUAGACUACUAACUCAACUCUUUGUAGGUGCUGGAGAGAGAGACAGCACAUCUUAAAUAAGCCCCGCCACUGAUUUAUGUUUUUGUUUUGUUUUUCUUUUUUCUUACUAUCCAAAAGAAAGAUGAUUUUGUAUUAAGUUCUGUUUUUGAUGUAUUUGGUUGCAGAAAACAGAAAUCACUAACUGCUGCGUUUCAAAUAAAUCGUAGAGCAACGUUUAGGGAAGAAAGAUCCAAGUUGAAAGUAUUAACAAACUUAAAGAUCGUUAUUUGACAUUAGCUUUACUCCUUAAAACUUGCAAAUAAUUGCUAUUAUUUGUUGCAUUCUUUGUAAAUAUGAAUACACAACAUGAAGUUAUUGGGAGCUUUUUGUAACACCCGCUUAAAAUUGACAAUUGCUAGAUUACGUUUUGGAAUACAUGUGUUAUUUAAAUCAGCUAAAAACUAUAAUGUUUUGGGAGGAAUAAACAAACCUAAUGUAGGUAGGAAAAAAAAUUUCAUUCUGUUUUUUUUUUUGUUUUUUUGUAUAACAGUAAGUCAAUUUAAACUAUUAUUGAGAUGUUUUGUUCCUAUUUGAUAUAAAUAAAAUGUAAUUUCAACAAAAAAGCAA